AUGCAGCCUGCUCAUACCAACACCUAUUACUUUAGACUGGAAUGUAAUGAUCUAAAAUACACGUUCAAAACUGCAGGGGUAAAAAUUGAUGUCAAAGAUAACUUUCCUGCACCAACUCUGACUCCAUCCACCCUGGAGGUGAAGGAUGGAGACUCAGUGAGUCUAACAUGCUCUGCUCCGGCUCCUUGUCUGUCUAAUCCUCCAAAUCUGACAUGGACGCCCACACUGGGGAGCAGUCAGGAGACUCUGCAGGAAAAUCAGGACAAAACCCUAGUUAAGACCUCUGUUCUGAACUUCACUGCUUCUUACCUCCAUGAUGGAGAGAAAAUCUCCUGCACCUCGGUCUACAAGAAACAAGAUGGAAACCCUGAUGCCUCUUUUUCCACUGAGUGGAUUUUUAAUGGGCAACCUGUCAACCAAUCUGGGAAGGCUUUUACUAUCAGGGACUCUAGGAAUGGCACAUACCUGAGGAGCAUCAUCACUUUCAAUCAGUCACAGGAGAGGAACAUAUCCUCGUUGCUUUGCUUCAGCUUCAAUUCAUUGGGAUCAGACAGCAAACAGCUUUUCAUAAUGUUCUCUCAGAUUUCAGAGAAUCAAGUUCCUCCAAAGAUCCUGCCAUCUUCUAGUUGCACCGAAACUGCAAAUCAGAUCAACUGUUCCUGUGAAAUCAUGGGAAACCCUCCCCUGUUGCUGUGGAUAUUUAAUGGGCAGCCUGUCAACCAAUCUGGGAAGGAUUUUGCAAUCAUUCCUCCAAAGAUCCUGCCAUCUUCUAGUUGCACCAAAACUCCAAAUCAGAUCAACUGUUCCUGUGAAAUCAUGGGAAACCCUCCCAUGUUGCAGUGGAUUUUUAAUGGGCAACCUAUCGACAAAUCUGGGAAGGUUUUUACUAUCCGAGACUCUAAGAAUGGCACAUACCUGAGGAGCAUCAUCACUAUAAAUCAGUCACAGGAGAGGAACAUAUCCUCGUUGCUUUGCUUCAGCUUCAAUUCAUUGGGAUCAGACAGCAAACAGCUUUUUAUCAGAUCCUCUCAGAUUUCAGGAGAUACACAAGUUCCUCCAAAGAUCCUGCCAUCCUCUAGUUGCACCAAAACUGCAAAUCACAUCAACUGCUCCUGUGAAACCAUUGGAAGCCCUCCCAUUUUUCUGUGGAUUUUUAAUGGGAAACCUGUCAACCAAUCUGGGAAGGAUUUUGUUAUUAGUGCUAUCAGUGACUCUAAGAACAACACAUAUCUGAGGAGCAUCAUCACUUUGAAUGAAUCACAGACGAGAAACAUGUCAUCUUUGCUCUGCUUAAGCUUCAAUUCAUUGGGAUCAGACAGUAAACAGCUUUUUAUCAGAACGCUCCAGAAUGCAGCAGAACUGCAAGAUAAAAAGCAGACGCCUUUGCUCAUCGGCACAACUGUCAUCUUACUAGUUCUAGUAUGUGUUUUGCUGUUCGUUAUCAGGUUUCAGAAGUCUCACCGUUUCUGGGAAAUUAAAACACUUGAAAGAAAAAGGACAAAGGUGCAAAACACAGCUGAGGACAUUGCUUCCAGCACAAUUAAGCUGAAAGAUAACGGAAUUGCCCAUUCAGGUUAUGGUGGAGCUGAAUAA
Molecule: messenger RNA, 1593 nt
Organism: Cyprinodon tularosa
Lineage: Eukaryota; Metazoa; Chordata; Actinopteri; Cyprinodontiformes; Cyprinodontidae
Exons: 9
Coding region: 1-1593 (530 amino acids)
Source: RefSeq, a predicted model, not a curated record